UUCUUGACUUUUCCGUCCAUUUCAGUUCAUCGUCACAACCACCAUCCUUUUUAACCGGGACAACAUGGCUGCUGCAGCGAACCGUUACUACAGCGAAGACGGCAGGGCAACGAAACGACAGAAAACCGACGGAAUGGCCACGGGGUAUGAAGAUCCACACAAGACCCUUCCAUCUGUGGUGGUGCACGUCCGGGGCUUGGUGGAUGGUGUUACAGAGGCUGACCUUGUGGAGGCCUUGCAAGAAUUUGGGGCAAUCAGCUAUGUGGUGGUGAUGCCCAAAAAGCGACAGGCACUGGUGGAGUACGAAGACAUGAACGGAUCCUCCACAGCCGUAACCUAUGCUGCAGACAACCAAGUUUACAUCGCGGGCCACCCAGCCUUUAUCAACUACUCCACCAGCCAGAAGAUCUCCAGGCCAGGAGACUCCGAUGACUCCCGAAGUGUUAACAAUGUUCUUCUGCUCACCAUCAUGAACCCUAUUUAUCCUAUCACCACAGAUGUCCUCUACACUAUCUGCAACAACUGUGGGCCUGUGCAGAGAAUUGUCAUCUUCAGGAAGAACGGAGUCCAGGCGAUGGUUGAAUUUGACUCAGUGCAAAGUGCACAGAGAGCCAAGGCAUCACUCAACGGAGCAGACAUCUACUCUGGCUGCUGCACGCUGAAGAUCGAGUACGCCAAGCCCACUCGCCUGAAUGUGUUCAAGAAUGACCAAGACACCUGGGACUACACAAACCCCAAUCUGGGAGGCCCAGAUGGUGAUGCAGAUGGCAAUGGGAGCAAUGCAGAUGAUGUCAAUGCAAACCCCAACAAGCGCCAGAGACAGCCUGCCCUGCUGGGUGACCACCCUCCAGAGUACGGUGGUGGUUAUCACGGCUAUGACGAGAACUAUGGAUCCCCUCCCUUUGAGGGUCGCCGCAUGGGUAUGCCAAUGAGAGGGCGUGGAGGGCGGAGCUACGGGCCGGGCUAUGGGCCUCCUCCCCCUCCUCCUGGAGAGUAUGGCGGCCACGCUGAGUCUCCAGUUGUCAUGUUGUACGGGUUGGACCCUGUCAAGAUGAACGCCGACCGUGUCUUCAAUAUCUUUUGUCUCUAUGGCAACGUAGAGCGGGUGAAGUUCAUGAAGAGUAAGCCUGGGGCAGCCAUGGUGGAAAUGGGAGACUGCUAUGCAGUGGACCGCGCCAUCACUCACCUCAACAACAACUUUCUCUUUGGACAGAGGCUGAAUGUGUGUGUCUCCAAGCAGCAAGCCAUCGUUCCCGGUCAGUGUUAUGAGCUGGAGGACGGCUCCAGCAGUUUCAAGGACUUCCACGGCUCUCGGAACAACCGGUUCACCUCUCCAGAACAGGCAGCCAAAAACCGCAUCCAGCACCCGAGCAACGUGUUGCACUUCUUCAACGCCCAGCCAGACGUCACGCCAGAGGUUUUCUCUCAGAUUUGUGAGGAGAUUGGUGUAAAGAGCCCCGUCAAUGUCAAAAUGUUCACAGGAAAGAGCGGCGCAGCUCCCAGUGACCGCAGCGCUUCAGGUCUGCUGGAGUGGGAGUCCAUCAAUGAUGCCAUGGAGGCCCUGGCCAUGAUGAACCACUACCAGAUGAAAAAUGCAGGUAUGGCUGGCCCGUACCCGUACACCCUCAAACUGUGCUUCUCCACUGUUCAGCACGCCAACUGAGCUCACCGUUGUAGCCAGUGAAACGAAGAUUGGUCCACAAUUCCCAUAUUCUAAUACAGACCAUGACUGCACGAUGGCUGGAGAUUAUUUUGAAAAACACUUUAAAUGCUGUGAAAUAAUACAUUUUCACAAUGAAAUCAAUCCCUUAAGUGCAAACUCCUAUUUGGUAUUGUAAGCAGACCUAACAAGUGCUAACUGCAUUUACAAUUUUUGAUAUUUAUGCCCCACAUGUGGUUUAGAGUAUCAGUACGUGUGUGUCUUCAAUAUUAAGUUGUCCUUUUUACUUUUUGUAUUAUGCUUAAUCAGUAACCUGACAUGUGAGAAAGUGUAUUUGAAAGAGUUGGUUUUAUGCUCAAGUCGUUCAGUGGCAGUGGACAACAUGGUUUUGUAAAAGAGUUGUCUUUUGGAACUUUUAUUAUUAUAGCUCACUUUUUUUCAUUUUUAUUUUAAUUGCUAAGUAUUGAGUUCUGCGUUCUUCUCCAUGUCUGAAACGCAGUUGGAGGAUUGUUUUGUUCUAAGAAAAUAAAAAACAUCUAUGUAAAA
Centropristis striata (black sea bass) is the source of this 2206-nucleotide messenger RNA. Its product is annotated as heterogeneous nuclear ribonucleoprotein L-like. Gene Ontology annotation, cellular component: nucleus. The record is from RefSeq and is a predicted model, not a curated record. Gene Ontology annotation, biological process: regulation of RNA splicing; mRNA processing. The coding region runs from base 65 to 1663 and encodes 532 amino acids. Gene Ontology annotation, molecular function: mRNA binding. The transcript has 14 exons. NCBI's taxonomy places the organism in Eukaryota, Metazoa, Chordata, Actinopteri, Perciformes, Serranidae.